Molecule: messenger RNA, 1212 nt
Organism: Plasmodium malariae
Lineage: Eukaryota; Apicomplexa; Aconoidasida; Haemosporida; Plasmodiidae
Product: PIR protein
Exons: 5
Coding region: 1-1212 (403 amino acids)
Source: RefSeq, a predicted model, not a curated record
AUGGAUAAAAUUUUAGUGGGAUCACCUUCAUAUAAUAUAUAUAAUACGUUCGAUAAGAAGGUUGAGGAAGAAAAAUAUAACAAUUCUUGUAAAGUAUUUAAAAAUGAAGGAGAUACUGGUACGAAUGAAGGUUACGAACUGUAUUGGGCAUACCAAAACAUUAAAAAAUUUCUAGAGGAAAAUUCUGAAAACUUUAAUGGAAAUUCCUAUAUUAGCAAAUUUUUGAGUGCUCGAGAUAGUAUUAAGCAUGACUAUAAUUCAUACUUUUGUCAGUAUGAGUUUAAAAAUGAUAAUGCAACAGAUGUGUUAAAUGAUAAGUUAGAAGAGAAAUAUUUGUAUGAUUAUUUUCGUAAUUAUGAUAGUAUUAAAUCUUAUAAAACAUGUAAUAUAUUAGAAUUCAGUAAAUAUAAAGAAUACCUUGAACAUAUCGAUAUACUAUAUAAAAAGUAUAAAAAUGAAAAAUACUGUUGCGAAGAUUCAUGGUAUUCUUGUCCAAAUUAUUUUAAUUGUUAUGAGGGAUUUGAUCCAACUAAACUUUUAUCUGUAUUAAAUUCUAAAGGAAAGAAAAAUUGUGAUAAUUUAAAAAAUUUAGAAGAUUCUUUAGCAUCCGGAGUUGAAACUUCUACAAAUUUACCUAUUUCUGGAACGAUUCCUCAAGAGAAAACUUCAGAUAUUAACAAAUCAAGACAAGAAACCACAGAAACAAAUGGAAUUUCUGGAAGAACAGAACAAUCACCGGCUGAAAAUUCAUUAGAAACAGAAAAAGUUAAACAAACGCAAGAACAGCAAACUUGUCCUGGGUACCAAUUAGAAAAAGAUGCACCAAAAUUCUGUAAAGAGCCAAAUGUACGAGAAAAAGGAACUCUUGGAGGAAGAUGGAAUGAAUAUUCUCCCCAUAAAAGAGUUAGAUUCACUCGAAGCAUUGAAGGUUUUUAUUCUCAUACUUUAGUAAAUAAAACUGAUAUUAUUAGCAACACUUUUUUCCGAGUUGGUAUUGCAUUUGCUUUGGCUGUUGGAAUAAUUUUCAUUAUUUUCCUUUAUUAUAAAUUCACACCUUUUGGACGACAUUUAAGAAAAAAGCCAUCCAGGAAUAAACGAAUUGAUGAUGAUGUUGAUAUAUCAUACUUGCGGCAGUUUAAAAUACGUGCACCAAAAACAGUAAAUAGAAAUAGAGGUAGUGCAAGAUUACAGUUUGCUUAUUAUUCUAGGUGA